Molecule: messenger RNA, 7494 nt
Organism: Cinclus cinclus
Lineage: Eukaryota; Metazoa; Chordata; Aves; Passeriformes; Cinclidae
Gene: ESPL1
Product: extra spindle pole bodies like 1, separase
Biological process (GO): proteolysis; meiotic chromosome separation
Cellular component (GO): mitotic spindle; nucleus; centrosome
Molecular function (GO): cysteine-type endopeptidase activity; protein binding
Source: RefSeq, a predicted model, not a curated record
GACGGUGGCGGAGCAGCAGCGCAGCCCCCCCAUCACAACGAAGCCCUUGGGAUGGAAGGGAAGGACAGGAAGGACGGAACCACGGACAGGAAGGAUGGAACCACGGACAGCUGGGCCGGCAUCGAGGAGCGCCUGGAGAAGAUCAGAGAAAGCCUCCGCAGCCGCUCUGUCCCCCAUUCCCGCCGUGUCCAGCUCUGCGACCGCGCCCUUCGCACCUGCGUGGAGCAGCUGGCCCAGCCCGGCGGGUUGGUAGCCCACGGUGCCCAGCUGCUAGCCCUGGCCCAGGAGGCCACCCAGACCUACCUGAGCCUGGUCCCCGAGCCCCCUGAGCUGUACCUGGAGAAGAUCCUGUUCCACGUGCUCCGGAACGCCGCGGGAUGGGCGGGGACGCACACCUGGAGCGUGGCCGAGCUGCUGAGGGCUCGGCUGAGGCGUGGCCACCACCACGGCGAUUGGGCUACCAUCACCCGCAGCUGCUUCAGCGUCCUCUGGAGAGCUGCGACCUCUCUGGCCGGGCCUGAAAGGCCUCGGGAGGAGGGCAGGGCGGUGCUGAGCGCCAGGAUCCGCUCCCUGCGCUUCCUGCUGCUGCUGGAAUCUCGGGGCGGGGAAGGAUCCCCUCGGGAAUCCUUCCAGCCUCCCUUCUUCACCUCGCAGACCGCCCAGAACGCUGCGGCCGCUGCUGCUCUCUACGAGGCUGAGAGAGCUCCGUGCCCGCUCUUCCUGGCCAGGCAGCUCGGGGAAUUCCUGCUGGACACGCUGCGGGACGAGGCUCCGCGCCCUCCGGAUCUCCAGAAUUCCCUGUGUUACCUGGAGCUCACCUUGCAGCGCUGCCGUCACCUCUGCAAGGCCCGGCGGCACCGCGAGGCUCUGGACGCCCUGCAGGAUUCCAGGGGGUUUUUAGGAGCCGGGAAUUCUUUGGGAGCGCCUCUGGAGGUGCUGGAAGCCGGGAUCCAGCUGAGCAGGGCGUCGGCCAAGGGCGGGGGCGGCGUCCGGGCGGCGGGGCCGGCUUUGUGCCGGGCGGGAGAGGCGCUGGCAGCGGAAUGUUCCGGAAGGAUUCUGCGGGUGCUGCUGGAGUGUUCCCAGUUCGUGCUGGCCCAGCUUGGGGAGGUGCUCAGGAGGAGCCGGGAGCUGCCCCUCGGCCUCCAGGAGCUUCCUGGGAUUUGUGGCUUCUCCCAGGGCCACGGGCGGGCGCUGCGGCGGCUGCUGGCCCAGCUCUACUCCAGCAUUCCCAAAUCCCAUUUUCCCCAUUCUCAGGUCCCUCCUGACUCCGUCAGGGAGCAGGUGAUGGUGAAGCAGCUGCUGUUCCACAGCCUCCAGCUCUUCUCCAACGCCAUCCACGAGAUAUUCCAACGUUCCCAGCCCUCGGGGUGGCCGGAGCUGGCGCAGGUGACCACGAGCUGUGUCCGGAGUGUCACCUGGAUGCUGGAGGGGCUGGAGGGGCUGCCCGAGGCCGAGAGGGGCAAAUUCCUCGAUGUCACUGCUGCAGCCACCUUCCGCCUGGGCCAGGCCUUCCAGAGCCGGAACGUUCCGGCAGCGGCCGGAGCCGUGUGCGAGCCCUUCUGCCGGGCACUGCUGGCCGGACACGGCUACGGCCAGCCCGGAGUGACCCCGGAGCGGCUCCACAGGUGCUUCCGGCUGCAGGUGGAGAGCUGGCGCUGCCAGGGCCGGCCCCGGCGCGCCAUGGACGCCGUGGCCCAGUGGCUGCUGGCCCUGGGGCCACAGUCCUGGGGAUCCCAGCGUGCCCAGGUACUGGGGACACACUCCCAGCCCAGCCCGGGCCAUCCCAGCUCCCUCGUGGCCGAGCCAGUGGCGCUCUGGGCCAGGAUCAAGAUGGAGGCGGCCAAACAAGGAGCAGAGGAGCUGCAGCUGCUGACCCUGCGGGACGCCCUGGAGUCCCAGUCCGGUCCCCGAUGGCAGUCCCUGCCCGGGGCCGCCCUGGUGGCCCUGCUGCUGGCCGAGCUGCAGGCCUACAAAUCCCUGCGGGGCCCCACGGCCUCGGAGCGCUACAACGUCCUGUGCGAGCUGCUGGCCUCGGGGGGCCCCCUGGAAACGGGGGGGCCCUCGGGAAUGCCGGAGCCCGGGCGGAGCCUGGCCCGGGCGGUGGCGCUGCUGGAGCUGGCACAGCUGCUCUGCAGCCACAGCUUCAGCCCCUGCGCCGACUGCUCUGCCCUGGACGCCAUCCAGGAGGCCUUGAGGCUGCUGGAGUCACUGUCCCAGAAUUCCCAACCCUGGAAUUCCCAAAUCCGGGAUCAGCUCCUGGAUGAGCGCGCCCAGGCCCUGCUCUGGCUGCACAUCUGCACCCUCGAGGGCCUGGUGGAGAAGAGCGUGGCUCGGGAGCGGCGGGGGCGGCUCCGGGGCCGGAACCUCGAUCCCAACCCCGAUCCCAGGGGGGAUGGGAUCCACUGCAGCCUCAGCUCUGACUGUGUGCCCCCAGCUCUAUCCCAACCCUUGGACGAAGCCUUUUCCCUGUGGAAGCAGCUGCUGGAAAACCAUCCUGGAAUUCCUGAGGUGCGGAGCCCGGAGCAAACCGUGAGCUCCCUGCAGCUCCUGGGCUCGCUCUACCAGCUCCAGGGCAAGCCCAUGCAAGCCCUGGAGAGUUUCCUGCUGCUCCGAGCCCUGUGCCGGAGGCUCGGGGAUCAUUUGGGAACAGCAAAUUCCCUGAGCCAGAUCAGCAGGAUCCUGCUGCAGCUGCAGUGUCCUUCCCAGGCCCAGGUUUUCCUGGAAGAGCUGGAAUUGUGCCUGGGGCAGGACGAGGGCCCCGAGGAUUCCCGGCUGCUCCUGCUGCACUCCCGGCUCCUGCUGCUCAGCCAGCUCUGCUGCCUGCAGAACAAGGUGGAGCAGGGCGUGGCCCUGCUGCUGCAGGCCCUGCGGGACCCCCGAGCCCAGAGGGCCACCAGGGGCUGGUACCUGGCACAGGCCCAGGGGCUGCAGGUGGUGGCCACGUUCCUGGAGCUGCCCCCGGCCCAGCUGCAGGCUCCAGAGAGGGAGCUGAUCCAGCAGCACGGCUGGAGCAGCCCCAAGGUGGCCCUGCUGGAGGCGCAGAAGCUGCUCCGCAGCGUCCUCGUGUUCCUCAUGGGCAGCGACGUCCUGGGAGCCUCCCGGAGCCUCCCGGCCGAGGAGCCCGGCCCCGACAGCGGGCUGGCACUGGUGCACAAGUGGCAGGUGCUGGGGGACGCCCUGGGCUGCUGCCAGCGCCUGGUGACGCUGCUGGGCCACUGCGAGGUGCUGUGCAGGGCCAGGGCCUUCUGCAGCGAGGGACUCACCUUGGCCGGACACCUGCAGGCUGCCCGCUGGUGCUCGUGGUUCCUGGUGCUGCAGUCCCAGCUGGAGCUGCAGCAGGGGGAGCUGGAGCUGGGCCAGUCCCACCUCCAGCACGCCCAGUUCCUGCUCCAGCCGCAAACUGGUGAGCACUGGGAACGGGGGACAUCCCAGACUGGGAACGCGGGAAAUCCCAGUGAUCCCAGUCUGGGAACGCGGGAAAUCCCAGUGAUCCCAGUCUGGGAACGGGGAAAUCCCAGUGAUCCCAUCGUUCCCUGUGCCAUUCCCAAUGUCUCCCGAAUUCCCAUUCCAGCCCCCAGACCCCUCUGGGAUCCUCGGCGCCGUUCCAAGAUCCGUGUCCGGAAGGGUCGCCUGGAGAGGAGGAGCCCCCGGGAUCGCGAUGGUGCCGAUGAGGAUGAGGAUGAGGAAUUCCUGCGGGGUCCCUCCCUGCCCCUCCUGGCUCCGGCCGCUCUCCCGGAGCCUCCGGCCGCUCUCACGGCCUCUCCCCAGCUGAAACCCGGCCCGAGGAAAUCUCUGGAAUUCCUGAGCCAUCCCUGGGGCUGUCGCUGCUCCUUCUGCUCCGACCCCGCCCUGCUGGCCCUGGGGCUGCGCUGGCUGCUGGCCCAGGCCCGGGCUUGCCUGCUGGCCGGGGAGGUGGCCCCGGGGCUGGCCCUGGUGCGGGGGGUGCUGGCCCGGUGCGGCAACGCCGGCGCCAGACUGGCCCGGGAGUUGGACACCGUUGGGGACAGGGACAAGAAUGUGCAGGACCCCUCUGGGAAUGGGGAAACCGUCAGGGACACCAUUGGGGACAGGGAUGUGCAGGACAGCUCUGGGAAUGGGGACAGCUCUGGGAAUGGGGACACUCCUGGGGACAGGGACCUGCGGGGCCACGCUGCCCAUGGGGCCACCCUUGGGGACACGGCCCCAUCCCCCCUGGGCCCGCUGGCCGAGCUGGUGGCCGCUGGCUACUCCACGCUGGCCCUGCAGAGCCUGCCCAGUCCGUCCCAGUCCCAUCCCAUUUGGGACGAGGAGCUGGAGCGGGGUCUGACCCUCCUGGGCUCCCAAAGCGCCCCCGUGGCCGGCCUGGGGGUGGCCAUGGCCACUCUGCUGCUGGCCAAGGCCGUGGCCACCCUGAGCCGCGUGGCCACCGCCCUCGGUCGCUCCGUGGACGACGUCCUGGCCCAGGUCUGGACCCCCCGUCCCCCACCCACCCCAAAACCCCAAAAAAAACCCAAAGCUCCCCCCAAAACCAAACCCCAAAAAGCCAAAGCCCCCAAAGCCAAGAUGGCCAAAACCCCAAAAGUGAAGCCCCCGAAAUUUGGGGACGUUUUCACCCUGGGGGACUCAGACCCCGAGGUCCCCCCCAUUGUCCUGAGGCCGGGGGGGGUCUGUACCCCCCACCCCAAAUUGGGGGCACCCCCAAAAUCGCUGCUGGGGCCCAGGACCCCCUUCACCAUCUUCAGUGAGGAGCCCUCCCCCCCUGGGGGCAGCUCCCGGCUCCGCAGGGCCCCCAAAAUCCCAGGAAGAGUCAAGUCCCGGAUCAGGGUGACUUUCAGUGACAGCGACCCCGAGGAGCCCCAAAUUCCCCCAGAUCCCCCCAAAACCACCCGGAAAAAUUCCUGUGCCCAGAGGGUUCAACCCCAAAAAUCCCCUGGGAGUUCUCCAGGAAUUGGGGCUCGGCCCCGGCGGGGGCGGCCCCGGAAGGAGCUGGGGACCCCCAAAAAGAGGGAAAAAAGGGAAAAAAGAGGGAGCAACCACGUGGAAAAUCUGGAGAAGAAGGAAAAUGGGAUCUCCCAAACAGCUCUGGAAAAGAGGGAAAAAAGGGGAAACUCCAAAAUGGAAAAUGUGGAAAAAAUGGGAGACUCCAGAAUGGAAAAUGUGGAAAAAAUGGGAAAUCCCAAAAUGGAAAAUGUGGAAAAAAUGGGAAAUCCCAAAAUGGAAAAUGUGGAAAAAAGGAGGAAACCCCAAAUAAAAACUUCAGAAAAGAAGGAAAAGCUCCAAAAACCUCUGAAAAAGAAGGAAAACAGGGGUCCCCGUCGGGCUGGGGGUCCCCGGGAGAAGAAGGAGAGUGGGACACCCCAAAGUGGAAUUUUGGAGGAAAAGAGGAACUGGGAAUUUUCUGGGAUUGAGGAGAGGGACCCCCUGAGGGCUGUGGAGGAGGAGGAAGAGGAGGAGGAGGAGGAGGAAGAAACGAGCUUUGAGCUCCCCCCCCUGCCCCCAGGUGAGUUUGGGGGGAUUUUGUUCGCCUUGGUGACCCCAAAAUUGGAUUUUUAUUUUUAUUUUUUUUUUUUUUUUUUUCACCCCAAAAUUGUCCCAUCUGUGUCGUUCCCCCCUCCCCCCCUCCCCACUUCUGCAGGUGGGGUCAGGGAGGAAAUUCCAGGAAUUGGGAAUGAGGGGGAUCCCCCAAAUCCAGAGGGGUCCAGCCCUUCCCCCCAGCCCGGUGUCCCCUCCCUGGGCACUGUGCGGUCCCUGCUGCGUGAGGCCCUGGCCUGGAUCUCUCACUUCCCCCCGGGCUCAGUCUAUGCCCAGCUGUGCCAGCUGCUGGCCAUGGCCCUUGGGGACAGGGACCCGCUGGCCACCGCGGGGCUGCUGGCAGAGUCCCUGAGUGUCACCACGCGCCACCAGCUGCUGGCCAUCGUCCACGCCAGGACACGGAAGAAGAGGAGAGCAGCAGGAGCCAGAGGGGACAUCUCGGAUCAGCUCCGGGGCCUCUCCCUGCGGGAUGGGGACCCUUCCCAGGAAUCCCGGGAUUCCCAGGAUUCCCAGGAUUCCCAGGAUUCCCAGGAAUCCCAAUCCCACCUGGCCGAGCUCCAGAAGCUUUUCCAGUUCAGCUCCUCGGGGUUGGGGCCGGAGCAGCGGGAGAGGUUCCGGGAGCAGCUCCAGAGAAUUCCCGAUGGUGUGACCGUGUGCCAGCUGUGCCUGCUGGGUGCCAGCCCCGCUGGCCCCGGGGACACUCUGCUGCUGACGCGGCUGCAGCGCGGCGCGGAGCCCCUGAGCGUGCGCGUCGACACCCGCCGCGGCCAGGCCCCCCUGAGCGGGGUUCUCCGGGAAUUCGAGCAGAUCCAGCGGGAGCAGCGCGAGGCCAACGCCUGCACGGAGCGCCGGGAGUGGUGGGAGCGCAGAUCCCGCCUGGAUCUGCGCAUGAAGAACCUGAUCCAGAGCCUGGACUCGGAGGUUUUGGGGUGCUGGAGGGGGCUGCUGCUGCCCCAGGAUCCCGGGAAUUGCCCCCUGGAUGAGCAGGAAUUGUCCCGGCUGCUCCAGGAGCUCCGGGAAUGCGGCUGGGACGGCGCCGAGCCCGGCCUGCUGCAGGCUCUGCUGCCCACGCUGUGUCCGCCCCAUGUCCGGCCUCUGGCCCAGGCUCUGUGUCCGGCCCGGCCGCUCCGGGCGCGGCUCCUGCUGGACGAGGCCCUGGAGCGGCGCCGGGAGGGGCCCGGGGACACCUCGGGGUCCCUGGUGCUGCUGCUGGACAAGCACCUGCAGCGCCUCCCCUGGGAGAGCUCCGGGACCCUGCGGAACGUUCCGGUGACGCGGCUGCCGGGGCUGCACUUCCUGCUCAGCUACGGCCUGCAACGGCAGCGCUCGGGCUCGGUGCUGAGCCGGGGGGUGAACCCCAAAAACGCUUUCUACGUCCUGAACCCCCAGAGGGACCUGGGGGGCACCGAGGAGAGGUUCCGGGCCUGGUUCGAGAGCCAGCCGGGCUGGCGGGGCGUGGCGGGGGCGGCCCCGACCCCACAGGAGCUGCAGGAGGCGCUGGGGGAGCGAGACCUGUACAUCUACGCGGGGCACGGGGCCGGAGCUCGGCUCCUGGACGGGCACGGCCUGGCCCGGCUGCCCUGCCGGGCUGUGGUUCUCCUGUUCGGCUGCUCCAGCGCCGCCCUCACCCGGGGGGGGCUGGAGCCCACCGGGACCAUCCUCAAAUUCAUCCUGGCCGGGUGCCCGCUGGUGCUGGGGAACCUUUGGGAUGUCACGGAUCGGGAUCUGGACGCCUGGCUCAGGCUCUGCUGCGGGGCUGGCUGGGGGGGGCCCCGGGACCCCCUGCUGGCCCAGCUGGCCCAGGCCCGCCAGGCCCCCAGACUCAAAUCCCUCAUCGGGGCCGCCCCCGUGGCCUACGGGCUCCCCGUCAGCCUCUGCUGAGGGGGGGCUGCGCUCUGGGGGGGCCCUUUGGGGUCCCCAGCACCGCCCACGGCCUCCCUUGGGCUGAGCUUUGGGGUCCCUUGGUCAUCUUGGGGUCUCCCC